Daktulosphaira vitifoliae (grape phylloxera) is the source of this 1839-nucleotide messenger RNA. RefSeq lists its product as uncharacterized. The transcript is spliced from 3 exons. NCBI's taxonomy places the organism in Eukaryota, Metazoa, Arthropoda, Insecta, Hemiptera, Phylloxeridae. The record is from RefSeq and is a predicted model, not a curated record. The coding region runs from base 1 to 1839 and encodes 612 amino acids.
AUGUACCGACAAGUUAAAAUAUGCGAACCGCACCAGCAGUUACAAAAAAUCAUAUGGCGUGAUCGACCCACCGAAACAUUAAAGACGUAUGUUUUGACCACCGUAACAUAUGGUACAGCGGCUGCGCCGUACUUGGCUGUCCGAACCUUGCAUCAGCUUGCCAAAGAUGAAGGUGAUAACUUACCAGUCGCUGCCCAAGCAAUAAAAUGUGAUUUUUAUGUUGAUGAUUUAUUAACCGGAGCUGACACACUGACAGAAGCUAGACGCCUGCAACGUGAUGUUAGUUCAUUAUGCGAAAAAGGCGGUUUUCUAUUACGAAAGUGGUGUGCUAACCAUACUAGCCUGUUGAGUCAUUUACCAGAAAAUCUAAGGGGUACCAUUCACAAGUUAAAUUUUUCGGACAGUAUAGUCACUAAGGCACUUGGGGUGAAUUGGGUACCCGUGACAGAUAGUUUACACUAUAAGGUCACGGAAUGGAAACCAGCGAAAACAGUGAAAAGGCGAGUCGUCACUUCAGACAUCGCUAAGUUAUUUGACCCACUGGGAUUGAUGGGUCCCAUUAUUGUUACAGCAAAGAUUUUUAUUCAAUCUUUAUGGCGCCUCAAUACAGGAUGGGACAGCCCAUUGCCGCUCGAAUACACCAAGCAGUGGAUAAAAUAUCGUAAAGGUUUAGUAAUGUUAAACAAUAUUACUAUUCCUAGACGGUUAACUAUCUCUACGAAGCAAGGCAUUCAAAUUCACGUAUUUUGCGACGCGUCCGAGUUGGCAUACGGCACAUGUGUAUACAUACGCUCGAUAAACGAUGACUCAAUCGUGUACUGUCAACUGUUAUGUUCGAAAUCACGUGUAGCCCCAUUACGAAACACUACUAUACCACGUUUAGAAUUAUGUGCCACGUUACUGGGUGCCAGACUACUUGACAAGGUAAAGACGGCACUAAAGGGUGUGGUGAAAAUUAAUCGUUGCUGUUUAUGGAGUGAUUCUACUGUGGCAUUAACAUGGAUAACUGACCAACAAGGUAGUCGAUCAUGGAAAACAUUUAUAGCAAAUCGUGUAGGCGAAAUUCAUGACCGAACGGCGGGUUGUGAGUGGUUAUAUGUCAAAGGAGAGGAUAAUCCAGCCGACGUUAUUAGUCGGGGAAUUUCUGCCUCACAAUUGGCUGAAAACCAACGUUGGUUCUGUGGGCCUGAGUGGCUAACAUAUCCAGAAGACGCAUGGCCAAACAAUACUAAACCCCAAGUCGAAGAGCCUAUCCCUGAACGGCGCAUACAACAAGUCAGUUUGAUCAGCACUGAAGUGACGGACGAUACGAUUCUCAAACGGUUUUCACGAGUAGAACGGCUACAACGGGUCACAGCAUACAUGUUACGAUUUAUUAAAAAUUGUAAAAGAGAAAAAACAACAAGAUUCAUUGGUGAAUUAUCAAUAACUGACCAACAAGGUAGUCGAUCAUGGAAAACAUUUAUAGCAAAUCGUGUAGGCGAAAUUCAUGACCGAACGGCGGGUUGUGAGUGGUUAUAUGUCAAAGGAGAGGAUAAUCCAGCCGACGUUAUUAGUCGGGGAAUUUCUGCCUCACAAUUGGCUGAAAACCAACGUUGGUUCUGUGGGCCUGAGUGGCUAACACAUCCAGAAGACGCAUGGCCAAACAAUACUAAACCCCAAGUCGAAGGCCUAUUCAAGAACGACGCAUACAACAAAGAAGCACAUGACUCGGUUAAAAGAGAAGCAUUAUGGAAACAUCUAGAACUAUUUGAUAUACCAGCCAAAUUAAGAGCAAUAAUCCGAAUGUGUAUAGAAACAGCAAGAUGCAAAGGAAGAUUUGGACAAACACGUUCUUAA